Molecule: messenger RNA, 1170 nt
Organism: Cucumis sativus (cucumber)
Lineage: Eukaryota; Viridiplantae; Streptophyta; Magnoliopsida; Cucurbitales; Cucurbitaceae
Exons: 4
Coding region: 239-751 (170 amino acids)
Source: RefSeq, a predicted model, not a curated record
GUUUUGUACAGUUUCCGGAGGAUAAUUGAACUCCUUGAUAACCAGCUCAAUUGAAAAUUCAAAGGAUUCCGGGUUCAUUUCCCGGCCGCGGAACCCUUUCUUAUGAGAAAGAUGAUGAUGAUUGCCAUCAAUUUCUAUGAUAAUGCCUUCCCUAACUGCAAUUCGUUGCUCGUUAUAUGAUAGUAUAUUCCUAUCUUCUUGAUUUAGCACCUCCGAUUACGAACAAAACCCACGAACAAUGAGUUUAUCUUCUUGGUUUCGACGAAGACUUUUGAGGGAAAACGGCCAGUUUACCAGAGCUUCCAUUCCUUUACAACAAUCCCAUCAUGAGAAAGAAGAGCAAUUCCUCGGAGUCACUGACAGAUUGAUCGAAUUUGUCAAGUCCUUCACUUUCGACACCUUCAAGAACUUUCCUCUUCUGGAUGAAGGGGAAGCAGCUCAUGGUGAUGAGAAUCUCUCGGAUUGGCAGGAGCGACAUGCAGUUCUUGUGCUGUCAAAAGUCAAGGAAAUUUCCCAACUAAGAUAUAAACUUUGCCCUGGACACUUGAAGGAACAACAAUUCUGGAAAAUAUACUUUGCCCUUGUUAAGAGCCUUGUGUUUGAAUAUGAACUGCGUGCAAUUCAACUUGAUAAACUUAAGCGGAUGGCUUUAAGGAAUGAGCAACCUUCCAACAACACUCCAUAUGAAGUUGAAAUGUCGGAGACGAAUACUGCAUGUCAUGUAACUUCUGUAUGUCCAACAUCUCCAUAGAACCCCCAAAGCCUGCAUCUACAUUUUGGAAUCUCAUUCUUAACGAGGUUAACCCUGCUGGAAAUCAAAUUUUUUCCCUCUAACUUGUUCCCAUGCUCAUAGUUUUAUAAGGAUGCUUUUGCAGUUGUACAACCUAUUCCAAGUAAGUUCACCAAAACAGAAAGCAUCAUUACUCUACAUAAAAGGGGAAUAUUAAGUCUCGCUGCUUAGAAGUUGAAAAUUUGUAGAGGAUUGCUAUCACAUAUAGUAGGAUAGAUAGUUUGGAAGAAUCUGAGUAUGUGAAUGCAUGAUUUAAAGGUCUUAUCAGUGAUUAUUUUACACAAUCUGAGUGCUAAGAAUCUGUUCAAGUUUUGUUCUGUUAUCCGGGACUUGGAGCAUUUAAUGUGUAACGAAAAUGACAACUCUUUCUCCAUUGAAAA